ACACUUAAUUAUAAAAGGUAAAACACUUAAUUAUAAAAGGUAAACUUGAGUGAUUAAAGCCAAUAUUCCUCUAGUUCUACUUCUGUAGUUCUUGGUGCAGGGGUUUAAACGCCUCUAAUUCAUCGGCUAAUUUUCCUUGUGUCAUCGAAGCGGUUCACAGUGUGGCUGGCUUGAAUGAGGAAACAAGCACGUACAAAGCUCCAUCUUUAGCCCUGAAGUUAGGGCACAACCUCAAGAAGAUGGCUAACGUUAUUGAAUGUGAGGCAAUGAUGUCCGGUGAUAAGAAUACACUUAGCAAUGUGCAGGCCUUUAAACAAAUCUGCAACACUAAAGGAGUGAGUGCGUGUCGUCCCAGGCCCUCCAAAAUUUGAGUGAAGCAAAAUGAAAUUCUCCACAACUUCUUCCCUUUGCUGAAGAUGUGAAGAAAAUGCACCAGUAUCUUGACAGCCAGAGUAAGGAGUAUCAGACAAAACUUGAAGAAGAACCAAGUAUCAAGCACUGGGCAGAACUUGCGAAGGUGACACUCUGUCAGGUGAUACUUUUUAAUCGUAGAAGGGAAGGAGAGGUAUCCAAGAUGUCCCUUAAUUCUUUUAUAUUGUGGGACACCUCCUCGACUCAUCCAGAUGUAGAGCUUGCUUUAUCAGACCUUGAGAAGUCACUUUGCAAGUAUUUCCAGAGGAUUGAAAUAAGAGGCAAACGUGGACGAAAGUUCCCCAUUCUUCUCACACCAGAUAUGGUGACAUCGAUGGAGUUGCUUGUCAAGACUCGCCGUAACUGUGAUGUGCUCGAUGAGAACAUGUUCAUGUUUGGAAGACCACAAGCACUCAGUCACUUCAGAGGAUCAGAUGUUAUUCGUCAGAUCGCUCGAAGCUGUGGAGCAGAACACCCAGCGGCGUUAUCCUCCACGAGACUGAGGAAGCACAUGGCCACCAUGUCCAAGGUCCUUAACUUAAAGGACAAUGAAAUGGAUGAUCUUGCUGACUUCCUAGGGCACGACAUCAGGGUCCAUCGACAGUACUAUCGGCUACCUGAAGGUACAUUACAGCUGGCCAAGAUAAGUAAAAUACUUAUGGCCAUGGAACGAGGACAGCUAUCUGAAUUCAAAGGAAGGAAUCUCGAUGAGAUCCAGAUUGAUCCACAAGAGAGAGUACUGAUGGACAGUGAUGGAUCAGACUCUGAGAACGAGAAAGAAAUGACUGAAAAUGAUGCUUUAGAUUCAUCUUCAAAUUCAGCAGGUAUGUAG
This is a messenger RNA of Megalobrama amblycephala (Wuchang bream), 1243 nucleotides long. RefSeq lists its product as uncharacterized. The transcript has 2 exons. The record is from RefSeq and is a predicted model, not a curated record. NCBI's taxonomy places the organism in Eukaryota, Metazoa, Chordata, Actinopteri, Cypriniformes, Xenocyprididae. Gene Ontology annotation, molecular function: DNA binding. Bases 428 to 1243 code for a protein of 271 amino acids. Gene Ontology annotation, biological process: DNA recombination; DNA integration.